Molecule: messenger RNA, 2548 nt
Organism: Manis javanica (Malayan pangolin)
Lineage: Eukaryota; Metazoa; Chordata; Mammalia; Pholidota; Manidae
Gene: C1QL3
Product: complement C1q like 3
Molecular function (GO): protein binding
Source: RefSeq, a predicted model, not a curated record
AGGUGGUGCCCAGGCGGAUCCUGCGUGCAGUCUCUCUCGCGCUCUGCUCCGGCCGUGCGGCGCCCGCCGCUCGCCAUCUCCUCCGCUCCAGCCCGCAGCCGGGCCCAGCCGCUGCUGCUCCGCACCCGGGGGGCGGCCGGCGCAGGCUCUGCGCGCGCCCGUUUGAAUUGUGGUGGUUGCAAAGGAGGGGGGGAAAGACAGGGGAAGGGCGAAGCGAGCGAACGAAAGAAGAGAGAAGGAGGCAGCAAAAGGCAACUUCAGACGGAAAGUUGGUGCGAACUGGCGCAGUCGGCAAAAACGGAAAAGUCGAUCGCAGGCUGCGGUGGCAUAAAAGUGUGAGCGCCCGGGGAGCACGACAGGCGGCCGCUGGCUCUGACCUCGGGUGGCGGCGCGGCGCCGGCCGCAGCUACAGGUGCGCCGGGGCUCGCAGGAGGCGAGAGGGCGCCCCUCGCACCCCGCCCCCAGUCCCCACCCCCAGCUGGGACUUCGGCUCAAGUCACUUGGCUGCCGAGCUCCCUCCCCAGCCGCAGCCGCAGGGGGGAGCGGAGCAGAAGCAGGCGGAACAGCCGGCGCCCGCCCCGGGGACUUGGGGUUCGCAGGGGGUUGUUUUCGGCUCUGAGGAGGUCCCCGCCCAACCUUCAAAAUUUUGUCCAAAAGCAGACAAGAGGAUCGCCCCGCGCUGAGCCGGCUGGUGGGCAGCAGGAGGCGCCUAAUCGCCGCCGGGGCGCUGGGGGUGGUGAUGGUACUCCUGCUGGUCAUCCUCAUCCCGGUGCUGGUGAGCUCGGCCGGCACGUCGGCGCACUACGAGAUGCUGGGCACCUGCCGCAUGGUCUGCGACCCCUACGGGGGCACCAAGGCGCCCAGCACAGCCGCCACGCCCGACCGCGGCCUCAUGCAGUCCCUGCCCACCUUCAUCCAGGGCCCCAAAGGCGAGGCCGGCAGGCCGGGAAAGGCGGGGCCGCGUGGGCCCCCAGGUGAGCCGGGGCCGCCGGGCCCUGUGGGGCCCCCGGGCGAGAAGGGCGAGCCCGGCCGCCAAGGCCUGCCGGGCCCGCCCGGGGCGCCCGGCCUGAACGCGGCCGGGGCCAUCAGCGCUGCCACUUACAGUACUGUCCCCAAGAUCGCCUUCUACGCGGGCCUCAAGCGGCAGCACGAAGGUUACGAGGUGCUCAAGUUCGACGACGUGGUCACCAACCUCGGUAACCACUACGAUCCCACCACCGGCAAGUUCACCUGUUCUAUUCCAGGCAUCUACUUCUUCACCUACCAUGUCCUGAUGCGCGGAGGGGACGGCACCAGCAUGUGGGCUGAUCUCUGCAAAAACAACCAGGUGCGAGCCAGUGCCAUUGCCCAAGAUGCGGAUCAGAAUUACGACUAUGCCAGCAACAGUGUCGUUCUUCACUUGGAGCCAGGAGACGAAGUCUACAUCAAAUUAGAUGGCGGGAAAGCCCAUGGAGGAAACAACAACAAAUACAGCACAUUUUCUGGAUUUAUUAUUUAUGCUGACUGAUAGUGCAGAAACGAAGCGUAUCAUCCCAGUUUGGACACUGGAUUCAUAUGGCCAACAUUGGUGAAUCAAGGAUCCCGUGGGCUGCCAUCUGAAGGGCACCUCAGCUGUGUAUAUGUGGGGGAAUUCAAAUGCUACCUGACUCACAUCUGUAUUCUCAGAAACAUUAUGUAAAAAAAAUAUUAAAAGCAAGAUAAGCAGAUGUGUCAUUCACUACCGCCAAAGCAAAUAGUCCUUGUCGUUAGUGUCCAUGUGAAUGAAGUCUUGGAUAGAUCACACAUUUUUAUAGAAAAAUCUAAGACACUGAAUUAUUUCUCCAAUAUAUAUGAUACUUUGGUGUCCUGUGAUCUUGCUGCUUUUAUCCAUAUGUCAGCUUUGGUUCUUGUGAGUUUUCACGCUUAUUAUGGUACUUGGAGUCCAUUCACAGAGUGGGGGGAGAGUGAUUUUACCCUGCAGGGGAAGGUCUAAUUGAAAUGAUGCUGCUUGUCCCCAAAGAAAUUAUUUGCCUUGUACUCUUGUGAACUUUAGAGCUAGACCUGGGAAUGAUUCAACUUCAAGCCUUAACCUGGAAUUUUCUGGAUUUGAGGGAAUUCCCAAGCCUAUGAUCAUUUUCACAUUUUCUUUUUCUUAUGAACUUAACUUUCUCCCUCUUCUGGUGGUAGUCUUUAAAAAUAGAGAUUGAAAUUGUAUCAUAGGAUUACCCUCUAAGUGUGAAAAUGUGUAAUUAUGUAUGGUAUUUAGAAAAUCCCCUAUGUGUCCAUUUUGUCAAUAGAAUGCGUUUAGAUUUACUUGGAAAGACAGAGAAAUUUAUUCUUUGGUGUUAAAUCAGACUAAGGCUUUUGCCUUCUUUGGAACAAAACAUUAUUCAUAAUCCAAUGCACAGAGGUUUAAUUUGAGCUACUGCAUGUGUCACCAAGGGGACCCUAAGUAAGGCCUUCAAAUAGUUACUACAAAACGUGGCCUGAGGUUAUUUCAAAAUGAACUAUUUCACAUGUAACCAAUACGACAACAAAAUGUUUAUAUAUUUUAUAUAAAUACCUGCUA